Harmonia axyridis is the source of this 2475-nucleotide messenger RNA. Its product is annotated as fatty acyl-CoA reductase 1-like. The record is from RefSeq and is a predicted model, not a curated record. NCBI's taxonomy places the organism in Eukaryota, Metazoa, Arthropoda, Insecta, Coleoptera, Coccinellidae. Gene Ontology annotation, biological process: long-chain fatty-acyl-CoA metabolic process. Gene Ontology annotation, cellular component: peroxisome. Gene Ontology annotation, molecular function: alcohol-forming very long-chain fatty acyl-CoA reductase (NADP+) activity. The transcript has 11 exons. Bases 341 to 1957 code for a protein of 538 amino acids.
AGGUUUUAUUUUUUCUUGUAAUUCGGCCGAUUGGUCACGGUGAAAAUUUGUGGAAAUACAUUUGUGAUCGUACGGACUUGUUGAUUUGAAUUUUAUUCAAUUGUGCUUAGAAAUUUCACAUCUUGCUACUACGUUUUUUCAUUGGAAUUUUGGACCUGUUAGCCGAUAGCUCACGAUGUUCUGAUACCCCUUAGUGUUCUGUUCGAUAGGGAACAGUUGAUACGAAACUAUCUAGGUGGGGAAUAGCCGCUGUUUUUCACAACACAUUUUUCGUGAGGUGCUCCAGUUGUUUCAAUCCACAUCUUCUGAGAUAAAUUCUUUUACAGUUACAGGUGACAAUAUGGUGAUCCCCAAGACCCAAUCACGGAUAUGCCCCCUAGAUUUAGAGGCAUCUGAAGACCUUCUGAAGAUCCACGAUGUAAUAGACAAAAACAGCAAUUUUGUGUUCAACGACGACAACAACAAUAAUAACAACAUCGACGGUCCGAAUAACAUCGGAGACUUUUACAAGGGUACGAACAUUUUUAUCACAGGUGCCACUGGAUUCGUAGGAAAGGCACUGGUAGAGAAGCUACUUAGAAGUUGUGAUGGUAUCGAUAAUAUUUACCUGCUUAUGAGGGAUAAGAGAGGAUUAUGUAUCGAGCAGAGGCUCAAGGAUCUCUUCAAAAAUCCUGUCUUCGAAAAAAUCAGGGACAAAAACCCAGAUGUAUUUCAAAAAGUCAAAGCCAUAAACGGAGAUGUUUCACUUCCUAACUUGGCAUUAUCAGAAAUCGACAGGAUCUUUUUAUGGGACAACAUCGAUGUCGUAUUUCAUUCAGCUGCCACAGUCAAAUUCAAUGAGGAUUUGAAGAACGCCAUGUUAUUGAAUACCUUGGGAACUAAGAGAGUGCUGGACCUUUGUAAAGAGAUGAAGAAGUUGAAGAGUUUUGUUCAUGUGUCUACCGCCUUCAGUAACUCUGAUAAAACGCAUAUCAAAGAAACUGUGUAUAAACCAGCAUUCGAUCUGAACUCCAUAAUGAAUUGUAUGGAUAUUCUUCCAAAGGACAUCGUUGAGAUGUUGUCGAAAAAAUUGCUAGGAAAGCAUCCAAACACCUACACGUUCACGAAGGCACUUGCAGAGUAUCUUGUGUUGGAAUACUCUUCAACGAUACCAGCAGCAGUUGUGAGACCCUCUAUAAUAACAGCUGCUUGGAAGGAACCAAUACCAGGUUGGGUGGAUAAUAUGAGCGGGAUUACAGGGAUUUUCAUGGAAUGUGGAAGAGGAACCAUCAAAAGUAUCAUCUGCGACGAGAAAUACGUCAUGGAUAUUAUCCCCGUAGACGUAGUGGUCAAUACGAUCAUCACAGCCGGAUGGCAUACCCAUGCUUACAAGUCCAAAAUGAUGCGAGUCUACAACUGUGUAACGGGAGGUAGAAACCCAGUUACGUGGAAAAGAUUUGGAGAGUUGACCCACAAAUACGUCCGCGAAUAUCCAAGCAAGUACGUCCAAUGGUAUCCAGGUUUUGAAUACCGCACCAACCGAUUCAUUCACAUCAUUUAUGCCACCCUAUACCAUACGAUACCUGCCGCUCUUUUGGAUGUGUUUCUAUAUUGCACAAGGCAGAAACCAAUAAUGUUGAGAAUAAGCAAUAAAUUCUACCAUGCCCUUGAAGCGGGAAAGUUCUUCUCCACCAACGAAUGGGAUUUCGACACCAACACCUUUGAAAGUCUGGCCAAUGCUGUUAAACACACAGAAGAUGGAAAGGAAUUCAACAUAGAUAUACACCAAAAUACGAGUGACUUCGACUGGGACCAAUAUGUGAAAAACUUCAUGAUUGGCGUGAGACAAUACGUCCUCAAGGAUGAUUUGAGCAGUUUGCCAUCUGCUAAAGCGAAACUCAAUAGAUUAUACUGGUUCCAGAAAGUAUUCCAGUUAAUAUCUGUCUUUGCCUUAGUCAGAAUUGCAACUUCACGCUGAUGCUACCUUUAAAACAGCGAUAUGGAUCAAGAACUAUCGAAUUAUAUGAAUAAAUCUGCAGAUAACCAAGUAUUAUUUGUAAAAAGCAUAUCAUAAAGGUGUCAUAUUAAUGUCCUUUCUUAUAACCUACGGCAGACUUGAUAAUUCACUAAAGAAUACUAUCAGAAAAUAUUGUUAAUUGCAAUGUGCCUUAAAUUUGUGUAAUGUGAUUGAAUGCAAAAGCUAUCGUUAUGUAUUUUAAAUAUCUUAUAAUCUCUACAGUAAGAACUAUGUGUCAAAUAAUUCCAGUUAUUUAUUAUCUUUAUUUUUAUCUUUACUAUGUUAUACACGAUUAAAACAUGUAAUGCGUGUCACUGCUCAAAUGAAAGAAAACGUAUCAAAAAUUGCAAUUCCAAAUUUGGUAUUACAUUGCAUUAUUAUGUUCUCAAAUUGUUUUAUUAUAUAUACUUAAGUAUUAUAUAAAAUGUGAGUACUUUUAUGAAAUAAAAGAAACACAAUGUUUCAAAUGUAUCGAAUAA